AUGAGCGCAAAGCCCUCAAGUGGCCCCGACGCCUGGGAGGAGGACUGGGAGAGUCAGGCUGAUUCUUUCGCUGUGGAAUCCGCCCCGCCUCCGCAGGAGAAGAAAGUCUCCUCGAAAGUUACCAAGGCCCAGCGCAGAGCCCAACAGGCCGAAUUUAACCGACAGCUAUGGGCCGAGGCGUACGUAUACUACAAUUAUGACUUUGCCGAUGUUUGCCUGACCGUUUUUCGCUACAGAGAAUCACCUCAGACGUUUCAUUACCUAGAAGCGCGGUCAAACGUCCCGCUCAAGCAGGAAUUCAAGCCCACCGUCACUGUUCUCAGUCGCAAUCCCCAAAUAGCUACGCGUCAGUCGUCCUCCGUGGACGCUGCGAGUGCUGGUAUGAGAAGACUAGGGCUGAAUGAGGAUGACGACUCUGAUGAGGAUAAACCGCCUCAGCCUACACCCGAGGAGCGGCAGGCUAUUGCGCUGCGCAAUCUGGAAGAGAAGCAGCGCAAAUAUGAGGAAGUCAGGGAGAGGCUGUUCGGUAGCCCGUCUGCCCCUACUUCCGGCGCGUCCUCGCCACGCAGUGCUACCCCGCCUAAACAACACGAGGGCCGAGGCAAAGGGAGAAGCCGUGGGAAUGGGCGAGACAACAACCGUGACAAGCGUGACUCGUCUGCUGCAUCCGGGAAGUCUAAGCAACUCUACGAUCCGGGGUCUCCUAAACCGAACUCGAGCUUUGGACCGCGGAGGGAGAAACAGAGCGGUGUCCGAAGGGAGGAUGAUUCGCAAUCUCCAAGGCAGCCAAUCCGCAGUCCUCGUGGCCCUGAUAGUAGCGGAAGGGGCGGGUUUAGAAUGGGCAACAGGGGUGCCCGUGGAGGCUAG
Molecule: messenger RNA, 867 nt
Organism: Aspergillus niger
Lineage: Eukaryota; Fungi; Ascomycota; Eurotiomycetes; Eurotiales; Aspergillaceae
Exons: 2
Coding region: 1-867 (288 amino acids)
Source: RefSeq, a predicted model, not a curated record